AUGACUGCUUGGCAACUUGCCAUUUUCCUCCUCGUAUUCUUUUCGAGGAAUGGGCAAAUUGGCGGAACAGAAGAAUCAGAGUUCAUUGUCAAAGUUGGGCCCGGAUCGUUGAGGAAGGAAGGAGACUACGUAGAAGGGCUGAAGUACACUCCUGGUCUGGUUGAUCGUCGAUUGAUAUAUUUGGGACGAAUCAAAAAUGCGGCCAGGACGGCGAUCAUCUGCUUCGCAAAUUCGACGGGCAAGGACCGCUUCGACGGUUUCCAGGUUCAAAUCAACGUUAACCGACAAAGCGAGGUCAUUCGGUACUACAGCAGAGGCAAGAACUCACUAGUGAACGGGGGACCAAAGCGAAGAGUGAAUUUUCAAAUUGACCGAGCCUACCUCUUUGCAAUAUUCCUGAAGGACGAGUACGUAAGAGUUUACGUGAACGGGAAUUUGUACUUCGACGACAAGGACGCGGACCCAAUACCCAUCAAGCAAGCAAUGAACUCGCUUAUGGUGCAGGGUUUCGAGAGCGGUGUCGUUUUCCUUGAAAAUACGUACAAUUAG
Messenger RNA from Soboliphyme baturini, 549 nucleotides. NCBI's taxonomy places the organism in Eukaryota, Metazoa, Nematoda, Enoplea, Dioctophymatida, Soboliphymatidae. The record is from the annotation of a GenBank genome assembly.